This is a messenger RNA of Arabidopsis thaliana (thale cress), 2150 nucleotides long. RefSeq names its product calmodulin-binding receptor-like cytoplasmic kinase 3 (gene CRCK3). The record is from RefSeq and is marked reviewed. Gene Ontology annotation, molecular function: protein kinase activity; protein serine kinase activity; ATP binding. Gene Ontology annotation, cellular component: cytoplasm. The transcript has 8 exons. The coding region runs from base 344 to 1876 and encodes 510 amino acids. NCBI's taxonomy places the organism in Eukaryota, Viridiplantae, Streptophyta, Magnoliopsida, Brassicales, Brassicaceae.
AGAGAAAACAACACGAACUUUCCUGAGACGGAAAACAAAAAAACAGAACACGAAUUUUCAAAGUUUUCCACACGAUGUCUUCCAUAAGAUCGUUACCACGUCCCUAACUCUUCUCCUUCAGACAAAAGUACUUUAGUUAUUCUUCUUUCUUUUGCCAUACUUCUCUGAAAACAGAAUAAAUCUUUUGUAUUCGGUCAAACUGAUUCAAAUACUGUACAGUCAAGUCAAAGCUACAAGAUCGUGUUCCAGGUUUAGAGAAAAUCUUCUGAACUCAAAAGAUUCUCAUAACUGAGUUUAUAAAUGGAUAAUUGAAGUUGUGUAUUUUGUUGAUAAAACCAAAACCAUGGGUGGAGAUGAUUUGAGCUUCACAAGAUUGGUGAUUACUGCUUUGUUUGGUCUGUUAAUGUUGUUACAAAUCAAGGAAACUUCUGCAUCAACAUCCUUUGUAAGCUCGAGUGUUUGUAAGUCUGAUCACUUGACCUACACAAAGCCUUAUCAACAAGGGAGUUUGUUCACAAUUAACGGUAAUCCGGUGGAGAAACUCCGGUUUUGCGAAGCUUUACGGUUUCACAAAGCCAAUGGUUGUAUCUUUGAGGAUUCUUUUAGUGAUGACUUCUGCACAAUUCACUCUCUACUAGGGAGAAGGUUUUUGGAAGAAAAAACUGUAAAAGAUUCCAAAAAUAGUAAGCCUAAAACUGAAUAUAGCCAUGUUAAAGUUAGCAUAGCAGGAAGUGGGUUUCUUCUCUUGUGUUGCGCUCUUUGUUGUCCUUGCUUUCAUAAAGAGAGGAAAGCAAAUAGUCAUGAAGUUCUACCUAAAGAAUCUAACUCAGUGCACCAAGUUUCUUCUUUUGAAAUGAGCCCUUCUUCUGAGAAGAUUCCACAAAGUCCAUUCCGAGCACCACCAAGUCCAUCCCGCGUACCGCAGAGUCCAUCUAGAUAUGCUAUGUCCCCAAGGCCUAGUAGACUGGGACCUUUGAAUCUGACCAUGAGUCAGAUUAAUACAGCAACUGGUAAUUUUGCAGACAGUCACCAAAUUGGUGAAGGAGGCUUUGGUGUAGUCUUUAAAGGCGUUCUAGAUGAUGGCCAGGUUGUUGCCAUAAAACGAGCCAAAAAGGAACACUUUGAGAAUCUGCGAACGGAGUUUAAAAGUGAAGUUGACCUUUUGUCUAAAAUUGGCCACCGGAACCUAGUGAAGCUUCUUGGUUAUGUUGACAAAGGAGACGAGCGACUUAUCAUAACUGAGUAUGUCAGAAAUGGUACACUCCGCGAUCACUUGGACGGUGCUCGUGGAACUAAACUUAAUUUCAAUCAAAGGUUGGAGAUUGUUAUUGAUGUCUGCCAUGGCUUAACCUAUCUCCAUUCUUAUGCAGAAAGACAGAUAAUUCACCGUGACAUAAAAUCGUCGAACAUUCUACUCACAGAUAGCAUGAGAGCCAAAGUAGCAGACUUCGGCUUUGCGAGAGGCGGUCCUACUGACUCGAACCAGACUCACAUUUUAACUCAAGUGAAAGGAACCGUUGGUUAUCUCGAUCCUGAGUACAUGAAAACUUAUCAUCUCACUGCUAAAAGCGAUGUUUACUCGUUCGGGAUUUUGCUUGUGGAGAUACUCACAGGCCGUCGUCCAGUGGAGGCCAAGCGACUUCCUGAUGAGAGGAUUACGGUCCGAUGGGCAUUCGACAAGUACAAUGAAGGGCGAGUUUUUGAACUAGUGGAUCCUAACGCGAGGGAACGAGUAGAUGAGAAGAUACUAAGGAAGAUGUUUAGUUUGGCAUUUCAAUGUGCUGCUCCUACUAAAAAAGAGCGGCCUGACAUGGAAGCUGUUGGGAAGCAGCUUUGGGCUAUAAGAUCAAGUUAUCUCAGGCGGUCAAUGGAAUAAGACAAGUGUUCACACGUUACAACCACCAAAAUGCUAUAGUCUCUCUGUUGUUAGAUAAUAUCACCUCUUUUACAUUUUGCUAUCCAACCACUUCUUCUUCAGAUUUGAAAUGAGAUGUCUUAUUCAUGACUUCAGAUUCUCGAAUGACGCAUGUAAACUAUGUGCAUUCAUUAGGUGUGGACCAAAAAAAAUACAAAAACUGAACCGAAUCAACCGUGAAAAAUGUUAAAACCGAAACUUAACCGGAAUAAUUAUAAACCGUUUGGUUUCAUUA